Messenger RNA from Callithrix jacchus (white-tufted-ear marmoset), 2264 nucleotides. RefSeq names its product tubulin folding cofactor E (gene TBCE). Gene Ontology annotation, molecular function: protein binding. Gene Ontology annotation, biological process: cytoskeleton organization. The record is from RefSeq and is a predicted model, not a curated record. NCBI's taxonomy places the organism in Eukaryota, Metazoa, Chordata, Mammalia, Primates, Cebidae.
UUUCUACAGCACUUCCGGCCAGAGCUUAAAGCUUCGCUGCUGGACCGUGUGCGGGGGGUGCCGCGGCUCAGAACACCUGUACUCUCGGCGCUCAGAUGGAGUUUCACUGUUGUUACCCAGACUGGAGUGCAAUGGCACGAUCUCGGCUCACCGCAACCUCUGCCUUCCGGGUUCAAGCAAUUCUCCUGCCUCAGCCUCCCGAGCAGCUGGGACUAUAGAUCUUAUUAUUUUGGAUUCUGGGUAUAUUAUAAUGAGUGACACGUUGACAUUGGAUGUAAUUGGUCGAAGAGUUACAGUUAACGGAGAACAUGCAACAGUACGUUUUGCUGGUGUUGUCCCUCCUGUGGCAGGACCCUGGUUAGGAGUAGAAUGGGACAAUCCUGAGAGAGGAAAGCAUGAUGGGAGCCACGAAGGGACUGUGUAUUUUAAAUGCAGGCACCCAACAGGAGGAUCAUUUAUUCGUCCGAAAAAGGUAAAUUUUGGAAUAGACUUUCUUACUGCAGUUAAGAACCGCUAUGUGUUAGAAGAUGAACUGGAGGAAGAUGGAAAAGAACAAAUUGUUACAAUUGGAAAUAAACCUGUGGAGACUAUUGGUUUUGACUCUGUUAUGAAACAGCAAAGUCAGCUGAGCAAGUUGCAAGAAGUUUCUCUGAGGAACUGUGCAGUAAGUUGUGCUGGUGAGAAAGGAGGAGUUGCCGAGGCAUGUCCCAAUAUUAGAAAUGUUGAUUUGUCAAAAAACCUGUUGUCGUCAUGGGAUGAAGUGAUACACAUUGCUGAUCAGCUCAGACACCUGGAAGUCCUUAAUCUCAGUGAAAAUAAACUAAAAUUUCCCUCCGGUUCAGCACCUCUAACCGGAACGUUUUCUGCACUGAAGGUGUUAGUCCUCAACCGGACAGGAAUAACGUGGGCCGAGGUGCUGUGGUGUGCCGCAGGGUGCCCAGGCCUUGAAGAACUCUACCUUAAGUCUAACGAGAUUUUCAUUUCUGAAAGGCCAACAGAUGUUCUCCAGACAAUCAGGUUAUUAGACCUUUCCUCUAAUCAAUUAAUUGAUGAAAGCCAGCUGUUUCUGAUAGCCCACCUGCCCAGGUUAGAACAAUUAAUCCUCUCUGACAUUGGAAUUUCUUCGAUACAUUUUCCGGAUGCUGGAAUUGGGUGCAAAACAUCCAUGUUCCCGUCCUUGCAGUACCUUGUAGUAAACGACAAUCAGAUAUCACAAUGGUCCUUUUUCAACGAGCUAGACAAGUUACCAAGCCUGCGGGCUUUGUCCUGCCUAAGAAACCCCCUGACCAAAGACGACAAAGAUACGCGGACCACGAGGCAGCUUAUCAUCGCCAAAAUUGGGCAGCUCAAGACCCUGAACAAAUGUGAGAUUCUCCCAGAGGAGAGGUUGGGAGCUGAGCUGGACUACCAAAGAGCUUUUGGAAAUGAGUGGAAAAAGGCUGGUGGACAUCAGGACCCGGACAAAAACAGACUCAGCGAAGAAUUCCUCGCAGCCCAUCCUAGAUACCAGUUCCUCUGCCUGAAAUAUGGUGCACCUGAAGAUGGGGAACUCAAAAGACAACCACUUAUGCUCAAAAACCAGCUAUUAACACUGAAGAUAAAAUACCCUCAUCAACUUGAUCAGAAAGUCCUAGAGAAACAACUGCCAGGCUCCAUGACAAUUCAAAAGGUGAAGGGAUUCCUGUCACGUCUUCUCAAAGUUCCAGUGUCAGACCUUCUGUUGUCCUAUGAAAGUCCCGAGGUAAGCUGCUUAGCAAAAUAUAAAGUCAAGCUUAAUCCCCAAACUGUGACAUUAAACCGUCUCCAGAUAGCAAGUUUGAUUCUAAAUGGAGGCCACAGAUCUGUUUGAUUUUAAGGGUAAGCUACUGCCUGAGGAUGGAGUGGGGCGGGGAAGAGUAUGUAUAACAUACGUUAUACAUACUGUCUUAAUCACAUCCUUUCCCACCUUUGUUCUAAUUUUAGAAGCCGGGCAGAGAAAUUGAGCUGGAAAAUGACCUAAAGUCAUUACAGUUUUAUUCUGUGGAAAAUGGAGACUGUCUGUUAGUGCGAUGGUGACCAACUAAUAAAAUUUAGAGACUACACUGCUUAUGUCUGGGGUUCACCAGAAAUAAAUGAUUCACUGGAACAAUUCUGUCAAAAAAAGGGGGGUUACUACUUGCCCUAAGUAUAACAAGGGAUGUAUUUUAACAAUGGAUGUAUUUUUUGUUGGGAAGCGACCAUUUCUAGGCUAAUACAUAAUAGCUAUAAUAAAGGCUUUGAACCUA